AGUGAUAGUAGCGUAUAGCAUAGCAUACAGAAUGUCCGGCGCCGACUCCGACCCUGACAUAAAACCCUCUCUCACCGACGCCGAGAUUUCUCGCUUCAUCGGUCUCGUCGACAUCGAUAGAUUACGCUCUUAUAACUUCACAGAGGAUGAUAAAUCUCGCAUUGUUGCUCUCUUCGACCCCGACUCAGCAAUCCCAGAAAAGCGUAUCGCCCUCAUGAUUGGCAUGUCUAUUAUGUCCCCAUUUUAUGCGGGUUUUGGCCUCCAUUGCAUAUAUAAGGUUCUCAAAGAUUUCCUACCUUUUGCAUACAAUGGCAUUAACAUUGCUGCUCAGAAGAAGCAGGCGCAACUUUCAGAGAGGUGCAUUAGUUUGUCUAGAUAUUCAAGAACUCCGGAUUUGAAGGGUCUUAAAGACAUUGGAGAAACCUACUUUGCAGAAACCUACACGGUCUUUAGACAGGAGUCACAGGACAACUUCAAAUAGGUGUUGAUGGCAUUGGCAAGGUCUUUUCUUAUAUACCAUGAUUACCUAGCUUUUUGGAACACUUAUCAAAUCAUAAUAUACAUGUCGUAGCAGAAGUGAUUAAUUUUCUAGAGUCAAUAGAGCAAAUAUAAAUGUUUGGUGAACAACCAUAGAGGUGUAUCAUUGUUGAAUGUACCCAUAGAGGUGUUAUUGAAGCUUGUCUUUAGAACACUUGUGAAUCAUAACUUUUAACGAAUUGAUUAUGCAACUUUCAA
Molecule: messenger RNA, 735 nt
Organism: Trifolium pratense (red clover)
Lineage: Eukaryota; Viridiplantae; Streptophyta; Magnoliopsida; Fabales; Fabaceae
Exons: 5
Coding region: 32-481 (149 amino acids)
Source: RefSeq, a predicted model, not a curated record